GUUUGUUGUUUACUUUAGGUUACUGAGUUGACUUUCUGUGGAUGUUCUGAGAAUGUCUGGCGAAGAGCGGCGGAAUGAUGGUGGAGCCCCGGGUGGGGGUGGCGGUGGGGAACGAAGACCUUAUCGAGCACCUACAUCCUUUAACUGCGAUGAAGUCGGGCACUAUGCUAACCAGUGCCCGCAUCGUAAUCGGAGGCCUUAUAGUUCAGCCAGGCCGUCUACCUCAGCCGACUCACGGCGUUCAAGAUCACCUCGAAGAUAUGACCAUUGGCACCGAACCUCUCCAUCGAAGGACGCUGAGAUGCGGGCGCAGGUCGCUGAAAUGGGGUGGAAUUAUGCCAUAAUGAAGGAACAUUACGAUAUGGAGCGCAAGCAUAAGGAAGAGAAAGCACGUCGUAAGCAGGAGAAAGAGGAGGCGAAAAGACUGGAAGUGGAGGAAAAGGAGAGGCAAGAAAGGAAGGCUAAGAAGAAGAUGGAAAAGUUGCGUAAAGAGGCUGAGCAGCGCGCGGAGCUGAGUAAGGACUUGCGGAUGCAGAUGAAGAUGGACAUGUUCCAGUUAAGAGAUGUGAUGCGUGAGGAAUUUGUUGAGCAAAUACGGGAGGUGAUGUUGCCGAAGAGGAAACGAGAACCGGAGACACAUUUUGAAGGAAGCCCACCGAUGGAACUUCCGCCGAAGCGCACGCCUAAGAGAGGCGUACUGAAGCUAGUGAAAUUGUGCGCACGGCUGACUCGCUCGAAAGCGAAAGGAGCAAAGAAACCGGGCUUGGCUAAGAAGGGAACGCCGGUGAAGACACCACUGUCUGGCCGUAAAGCAGUUAAGACCAAGACCCCUGUGGCGAAGUCCACCACUGCUAAAGGGCCCUUGGUCAGGAUCCGGUAUAUGAAUCGAACGAUGAAGGAGUUGAAGGAUCUGGACGCCACCGAAUUGAAGAGGAUCUGUAAGGAGGUUGGGGUACACUAUGAUAAAAAGGUGAAUGCAAUUUUUGACAUUGCGGAGCAUCGAGCAAGGUUGAACUUCAGGGAGGAGCAACCAGCGGAGGAGGCGAUAAUGCCAGUGGAAUCGGAGACAAGCGAAGUACCUCCAGAGGAGGAAUUGGAGUGAGGAAACUUCAGUGUGUCGCGCUUAUGGCAGCUUUACAGAA
Molecule: messenger RNA, 1142 nt
Organism: Chara braunii
Lineage: Eukaryota; Viridiplantae; Streptophyta; Charophyceae; Charales; Characeae
Source: the annotation of a GenBank genome assembly